AUGCCCCUCUCUCCCUCCCCCUCCCCGCCAAACCAUCGCCCCUCGAGCUUAUUGCGCGUCCUGUCCCGCUUCCUCAUCUGCUCCACCCUCAUCCUGGCCCUCAGCGUGGCUCUCAAGACCCGCUCCCGUCUCUCCCUCUUACUCCCCUCCUUCUCACCCUCCUCCCCAUUCUCCAGCUCCCAAAUUCCAACAAUGGCUUACCAACAAGAACGCUACAUCGCCGAGCUCGCUGUUCAGCGGGCCUCCAUCCUCACCCAGAAGGUCUUCUUCGAAAAGGCCAAGGGUACCGUCUCCAAGGAUGACAAGUCACCCGUUACCAUCGGCGACUUCGGCGCCCAGGCCCUCAUCAUCCAGGCCAUCCGCAAGAACUUCCCCAACGACGAGAUCGUCGCCGAGGAGGAGGCUAGCUCCCUGCGUGAGGACAAGGCCUUGAGCGCAGAGAUCUGGCGUCUGGUCAAGGAUAUCAAGCUGGAGGAUGCGGAGAGUGAUAAGAUCCUGGGCGGUCCUAUCGCCAGCGAGGAGAGCAUGUUGGAUAUCAUCGAUGAGGGCAAGAGUGCUGGUGGUCCCAAGGGUCGUAUCUGGGCUUUGGACCCCAUUGACGGCACCAAGGGCUUCCUUCGCGGCGGCCAGUACGCCGUCUGCCUUGGUUUGAUCGUGGACGGUGAUGUCAAGGUCGGAGCUAUUGGUACUCCUAACCUCCCCGUCGACGAUGCUGCCCCCAUCGAUGCCAGCACUGGUGCCCAGCAGACCAGCACCUCCGCCAACGGUGUCCUGUUCUCCGCCGUCCAGGGCGAGGGCGCUACCAGCCGUCCCUUGUCCAACGGCACUCUUGCCGAGAGCAAGUCUAUUUCCAUGCGUCCUGUUCCCGAUAUCGCCCAGGCUGUCUUCUGCGAGGGUGUCGAGGCUGCCCAUUCCGCCCAGGGUGACAAUGCUGCCGUCGCUGAGCGUCUCGGUAUCACUGCCCCCAGUGUCCGUCUGGACUCGCAGGCCAAGUACUGCUCCAUUGCUCGCGGUGCCGGUGACAUCUACCUCCGUCUUCCCGUGAAGAAGGAUUACCAGGAGAAGAUCUGGGACCACGCGGCUGGCGACAUCAUUGUCCGUGAGGCCGGUGGUCAGGUCACCGACAUCUACGGCAACCGCCUGGACUUCAGCAAGGGCCGGACCCUGGCUGCCAACAAGGGUGUUGUUGCUGCCCCCAAGGCCCUGCAGGACCAGGUCAUUGAUGCUGUCAAGGUCGUCCUUAAGCUUUAA
Molecule: messenger RNA, 1251 nt
Organism: Penicillium subrubescens
Lineage: Eukaryota; Fungi; Ascomycota; Eurotiomycetes; Eurotiales; Aspergillaceae
Product: 3'(2'),5'-bisphosphate nucleotidase
Exons: 1
Coding region: 1-1251 (416 amino acids)
Biological process (GO): sulfate assimilation; phosphatidylinositol phosphate biosynthetic process
Molecular function (GO): 3'(2'),5'-bisphosphate nucleotidase activity
Source: RefSeq, a predicted model, not a curated record